GGCGUAUUCAAUUUUCAAUCAUCUCGCUCAUGGUCAUGGAAAGUAUAAGUUACGGUACAUUGUGGGUGAAGAGUUAAAAGUUCCAUACACAUAUAUCCUACUGAAUUGUGCUAAAAUCCAACCAUAUUAUGAAAUAUUUGCAAACCUCAUUCAAUCACAAGGUCACACAGACUUGGAUCGUAUUAUCGCCAAAGAUUUUGCAGACUGGUUCAGCGAUUACGUCAAGAAUCCUUACAAUGGAGUGUCCGAUCCUUUUAUAAUAGCACUAGCAUGUGGGUUAAAUUCCCGGGCAAAAGCAUGGCCUGCAUACAUGGUGUAGGUGGCUAUACCUUUCAC
This is a messenger RNA of Cuscuta epithymum, 336 nucleotides long. The record is from the annotation of a GenBank genome assembly. NCBI's taxonomy places the organism in Eukaryota, Viridiplantae, Streptophyta, Magnoliopsida, Solanales, Convolvulaceae.